AUGACUAGGAUACAUCUCUACCAAAUGCCAGUGCCACGUAACAAUUACUCUGGUCCGGUAUUCGGAGUAGUAGGAGGAUCCUACAGUUCUGUAUCUCUCCAAGUGGCCAACCUUCUGGGACUAUUUCACAUACCUCAGAUAUCCCCGGCCUCGACAGCGAAGGCACUAAGCGACAAAACUAGAUUUAAAUAUUUCGCCCGCACAGUUCCUCCUGACACUUUUCAGUCGAGUGCUUUAGUCGACAUUGUCAAAAGUGUCAAUUGGUCCUAUGUAUCGACGAUCUAUUCAGAAGGAUCCUACGGGGAAUAUGGAAUUGAAGUGUUCCACAGGGAGGCUCAAGAACGUAAUGUCUGCAUCGCCACUGCUGAGAAAGUGCCCAGUGCCGCAGACGACAAAGAGUUCGACAACAUUAUUUUAAAAUUGAAAAAGAAAAUAAACGCUAGGGGCGUCGUGCUUUUUACUAGAGCUGAGGAUGCUAGACAUAUUUUAAAAAGAAAAAGUAACAUUAAAAUGUAA
Molecule: messenger RNA, 516 nt
Organism: Diabrotica balteata
Lineage: Eukaryota; Metazoa; Arthropoda; Insecta; Coleoptera; Chrysomelidae
Source: the annotation of a GenBank genome assembly